Molecule: messenger RNA, 8344 nt
Organism: Tripterygium wilfordii
Lineage: Eukaryota; Viridiplantae; Streptophyta; Magnoliopsida; Celastrales; Celastraceae
Exons: 16
Coding region: 37-7653 (2538 amino acids)
Biological process (GO): vacuolar acidification
Cellular component (GO): RAVE complex
Molecular function (GO): protein binding
Source: RefSeq, a predicted model, not a curated record
UCCGUUAUAAAUCCUAUUCGAAGAGGAAAUACAGGUAUGGCAGGGACAAGUAGCAGCUCCGGAAACCCAAUCGAUCCUCUCGAUCACCUCCCUCUCUCUCUGCUCGGAUCGGAGGUCGUCCCGCCGGCUCCUAACCUAUCUUAUCCCGACGCCAUCGACUGGCUACCGGACUUUGCAGGUUACUCAUGGGUUGCGUACGGAGCAUCUUCUCUUCUGGUGAUCUCCCACUUCCCCUCACCUUCCUCCUCCAACGAAACCCUAGUUGGCCCUAUUCUUCGUCAGGUGCUCGAGCUUUCCAGCGAGAAUUCCUCGCUUGUAACUGGUGUGUCGUGGUCCCCUGCCACUCCGUCUACUGGAGAACUCGCUGCUGCAUCGCGGAAUUGUAUAUUCAUUUUCUCCCAUGAUUCGGCUAGCUCUGGCGGUAAAGGUUCUUUUUGUUGGAGCCAGAAUGCAGUACUUGUACAAUCAACAAGUGUCCAGGCAAUCAAGUGGACGGGCUCUGGGGAUGGCGUAAUUGCUGGUGGAAUUGAGGUGGUUUUGUGGAAGAGGAGGAACAAAUCAUGGGAAAUAGCAUGGAAGUUCAAGAGAGAUCAGCCUCAAAAUCUAGUUUCUGCAACCUGGUCUAUUGAGGGACCUUGUGCAACUGCAGGUUGUCCAAGUAUUUCACAUGAAGGACAUUGUGGUUCUAACUCAAACGAAAGCGUUUUAGUAUGUUACAGUGAUGGAAAACCUGAAUAUGCAACAGCUGAGUUACAUCAUCCUCAGCCAGUGUCUAUGAUUCAAUGGAGGCCAUCUAUGAGAAUUCACUCAGAGAAGGAUGUGAAAAAUUUUGCGAGGCAUGUGCUGUUAACAUGUUGUUUAGAUGGAAGUGUAAGGCUAUGGACUGAGAUGGAUAGUGGAAAGGCUAGAGAACCCAGCAGGGACUAUGCUGAUCACGAAAUUGUGCAGCGAUCUUUCUGUGUUGCUGCUACAAUUGAGAUAAACCACGCUUUGAAUUGCACUCUGGGCACAGAUGUAUUUUUGAAUUGGGCAACGGAAAUUGGGGGUAUAUUUAAAAAUACUGAUGGAGCUAAUAAGGUCUUCCCUGCAAGUGGCUAUGAGCAUGAUAAAAUGGACAGAUGUGAAUGGUUAAUUGGGUUUGGUCCCAAAAUGUUGGUUACCUUUUGGGCCAUCCACUAUCUUGAUGACCUCUCCCCUGUGAGAUUUCCCCAAGUAACAUUAUGGAAGAGGCUCGAUCUACAGGACCUUAACAUGGGACAUAUUCAUAGAACUGAGUUUUCUGAUUUCAAACGCAAACUGCUCCUCAGUAAAGUUGUUAUCUCAAGGAAUUACUUGUCUGGCCCGCCUAAUAUGUGCUCGUUGAUUCAUUUAUUGCCUUGUAAUUCCUUAUACUGGUCUCAAUUAUAUACUCAACCGUCGAAUGACACCAGGGACACAUCUGUUUCUGAUUCUGGGACUAGCAACUUCUCAUUAUGUUCUCAAGGAGGACUUUUAAAUAUAGGAGGUCAUACUGGAAAAAUUCUGCAAGUCUCUUUGCAUCCUAAUAUCUGCGAGGUUGAACUGGCUGUUUCUUUGGAUUCCAGUGGGUUGGUUCUGUUUUGGUCACUAUCUACCAUUCCAAACUGUACUAUGGGCCAAAUAACAUUGGUUCCAAGAUGGAAACUUUGUGGAAACCUUUCAACUCAGGAUUCAUGUUUACCAUAUACAAGCUUAAGGUGGGCACCAUCAAUAUCGGGUGAAGAUCGGGUUCUUCUUAUGGGACACAUCGGAGGAAUUGAUUGUUUUGUGGUUAAAAUCUCUCGAAGUGAAGAAGAUGUAUUAUGUCAUUAUAUCUGCACGAUACCUUUUACUGGUCAUGGUCCUUAUGAGGAUGGUCCCACCAAUAUCUUCACAAUACCUCUGCCAUCUACUUGCAAUAAAACAUUCAGAUUUAACAAAUUUAUGCUAUUAAGUGUAUGGGAGAAGGGGUUUAAUGCUCUGUCAUGGGAACUCAUGUUGCAUUCUUAUGAUACAGUGACUAAUUGCAGUGAAUGUAGUAAUUUCAGCAAAAACAUUUCUGGUGAAUGCCGCAUAUCUGAAUUUGAAAGUACUUUUGGCGGUAAAAGAUAUUGUCUUGGUAUUCUUUGUUGCUCUUCACAAUUGCCAGAACCUCACAUUCAAGACCAUAUUACAAGUUUUGCAGUACUCAGUCCUGGCAAUUUGACAUGUAUAAAAACAAACACAGAUUUUAUGAAAGAUCUGAUCAGCAAUGAACCGGCCUAUGUUAUGGCUACAGGUUGCUUUGAUGGUAGUUUAAAACUGUGGAGAAGCAAUUCAACUGGGUCUUCAACUCUUCACGUGCCGUGGGAGCUUGUGGGAAAGUUUGUUGCCCACCAAGGUCCUGUUAGUGCUAUAUGCUUGACUGAUUGUGGUCGAAAGAUUGCAACCAUCUGCACAGAGGGUAGUCCAGAUCGUGUUAGCAGCCUUCGGAUAUGGGACUCUGUGCACCUUACGUUGGCUGGAAGUUUUAGGUUAGAAGAUACAUUACCAGUCAGCAAAGGUGUUGUUGCUUUAAAUUGGUUGUCUUUAGGAAAUGGUCAAUUAUUUCUUGGCGUUAGCUCACAGAAAAAGUUGCUAGUAUAUGCUCAAAGGCGUUCUGGUUGUCAGAUUUUGUUGAACCCUGGAAACUCUUUGAAAAGUGAUACUUGGUUGUGUGUUGCAGUAGCCCAUACUGAAUUUACUAUUUGUGAUUUCCUUUGGGGUCCCAGAGCCACAGCUAUUGUGGUUCAUGAAAAUUUCUUUAGUAUAUUUAGUGAAUGGAUGUUUCUUAUAGACAAUAAAAAUCAUGCAACAUGCUAUGCAAAAUCAAUCGCGGACAAACCCUUAGAUUAUUACGAUGGAACUGGUAUGGAAAAUCUUUCUGCUGUAUUCACUCACUGCAAGAUUGACGCUUUUGGAAAAUUGUCAGUCGAAGACAGCUAUGCAGACUGCAAGUCCAGGCCUCUUGAAAGCAAUACCGAUCACUUGUCGUGCAGUCUGUUGAUAGCACAACAUGAACUUAAACUUGGUGCGAGAACCAUGCUUGGUUUAUGGAGCAUGCUAGAGGUAGAACAGAAGCUAAGGGGCUCACUGCCUAUAUAUCAUCCUGGUGCACUUUUUAUGAAUAUAUUUUCAGGGAACUGGAAACGUGCGUACGUAUCUGUGAGGCAUCUUGUUGAAUAUCUUGUGUCAAAUUGUUCUUCUGAGAGUAAUUGUGACUCUGCAGAGUCUAGUUGUAUUGUUCCACAUAUCCUUCUAUCAAGUUAUUACGAAGGGAUUUUCUCGAAAACUUCAACUGACGAUGAGAGAUUUCGGUGGAGCAGAGGUUCUAAUUCAACCACAUCUUCUUUGGAAUUUGAUCGAGGCUUCACCCAGUUUGCUUCCAGUUCCGAGUUUUAUGGAUCCAGGGGGAUGCUUAGUUCACAUCCAACGAAAUCUGAACUCAGUGGUUUUGUUGAACCUAUUGAGAAGUUAUACAAGGCAGUAGCUUUGAAAAAUGAAGAGAAGAUGCAGCUUCUUGCAAUAAUAGAUCUUCUUGGUGAAAUAAGUAAUCCACACUCUGCCUCUGCCUAUGAGAAUCUCGAUGAGGCUGGGCGCAGGUUUUGGGUCGCAUUAAGAUUUCAGCAACUGUAUUCUUUCAGAAGUUUUGAAAAAGUGGUGUCUACCGAGGAGUUGGUAGUUGACUCUGCACUGAUUGGGUGGGCCUUUCACUCUGACUGCCAGGAAACAUUGUUUGAUGCAUUUCUUCCAAGUGAGCCAUCCUGGCAACAAAUGCGGGCACUGGGAGUUGGAUAUUGGUUUACCAACGUAACACAAUUGCGCACAAGGAUGGAGAAGCUAGCAAGGCUGCAGUAUCUGAAAAGAAAAGACCCCAAGGAAUGUGCACUUCUUUAUAUUGCGUUAAACAGACUUCAAGUUUUGACUGGUCUUUUUAAAAUCAGCAGGGAUGAGAAAGAUAAACCCUUGGUGGGGUUUCUUACUCGCAAUUUUCAGGAUGAUAAAAAUAAGGCAGCUGCUUUAAAAAAUGCUUAUGUUUUAAUGGGAAGACAUCAGUUUCAGCUGGCUAUUGCUUUCUUUCUGCUUGCUGGUGAUACUUCUUCCGCAAUUAGUGUUUGUGCCAAGAAUCUUAAGGAUGAACAGCUUGCAGUGGUAAUUUGUAGACUUAUUGAGGGCCCUGGUGGACCAUCCGAGCAUCACUUCUUAACAAAGUUCAUGAUUCCAUCUGCAAUUGAGAGAGGCGAUAAUUGGCUUGUCAGCCUGCUAGAGUGGGUAUUAGGGAAUUACUUUAAGUCUUUUCUAAGCAUGCUUGGUCUUCAAGAGAGCAUAAUCGACUUGAGUGCAAUUUCAGCCAAUCAUGUUGCUUUUAUGGAUCCCAGUAUUGGUCUGUAUUGCCUUACACUAGUGACCAAAAAUUGCAUGAGGAAUGCAAUUGGGGAGAGAAAUGCUGUAAUUUUUGGUCGUUGGGCAAACUUGAUGAUAGCUUCUGCCUUGAAUCGAUGUGGUCUUCCUCUUGAAGCUUUGGAAAGCCUUUCAACUUCUUCGAGCACUCUUGGGAAUACAGAUCAAGGGAGUGUAUCUGAUGCUGAAGCUCAUCAAACUCUACCUGAAACUCCAAAUAUUUCUGCCAGUAAUUCCUUUAACUGGCUAUCUUGUGAUGUGGCUUUGCAUCUGGAAUCCCAUGCUAAGUUAGAUUUGGCUGUUCAGUAUCUCUCAGAGCUGAUGAGAGAGCAUCCUUCUUUUCCUGACCCUGAUGUAGGACCUGCCGGAGCUAAAUCAUACUCCCUUGACUAUGAUAUUUAUCAACUUGUAACUGAAAAUUUUCGACACAAGCUAUUCACAGCCGUUGCAGAGAUUGAGCGGAAGUUUUCUUUGGCUUCUUCAAGUUUGCUCAGAAUGAUUUUAGUGUGGUUGUGCCAUAAAGGAUUAUCUGUUAUUGGUUACGAUUUGUUGGUUGAAUAUAUUUCUGAAGACCCCUCACAAGCAAAGAGUCAUCGAGUUAGUUUCUUAUACCCUCUUCUGCGGAAGCCACUUUUGAAGGCAACUGAAGAUAUCUCCUUGUUAUUUUCACGUUUUAUAGUUGCUUGUGGUGUAAGUUCCCUUCAGUUAAAACCUUGUUAUACUGAGAAUGAUGUGCCAUGUGGAGUAAGGAAUCCGUGCAUAGAUUCCUCAGGACUGUGUGUACGAGGUGUCAGACUGUCCCUACAGAGUUUAAGAGCUGCUUUGAUGAUUUUCUCUGGCUACAUGACUGAAGAUGUCAUAACGAAACCCCUCGUUAUUCUUGAUUUAUUUGAAUAUUAUUUGGAGUUUGCAUCUGCUUGGCUUCAUAGGAAUCCAAAAAGUCUCUUUCUAGUUGUAGAACCUAUCUUGAUCACGUUUACCAAUGGCCAUACUCCUUAUGAAGUUGAUAUGGUGAAUCUGAGACAGCUCUUGCUUCAAAUUCCAGAGUUAGGUCGGGAUUUAUCAAUUGAUGAUGUAAGAAAGGGCCUCCCGGUUCUUGAAUCCAUUCCAGAUAAGAAAUGUGGAGAUGUGGUACAUUCAAUUUCAGAAGAUGAAAAAUGGCAUGUCAUAGGGGUAUGUCUAUGGCAACAUAUGUAUAAUUUUCUGAAUCACCAGCUGCAAUUGAUGUCAAUUAAAUUUGAAGACGGUUUCUUUGCUAGCGCAACCCAUGGAAAAUGUUCUCCCUGGGCUUCUGGUCCUUCGAGUUUUGAAUCUGAUUGUGCGAGCAUAGAAGAAGAGACCAAGUUCUGCUGUUUAAUAUUGGCUAAGUUACUGAAGACCUCUCUUGAACUUAUUUCUUAUUAUCAUGUGAAACGGCUUGCGUUAAUCCUGCAUCAGAAAGUUGAGAAUGGAUUGAACAUAUCGAUUCUGCAAUGGUUAGGGGGUUCCAACACGAAGCUAUGCCAUCAGCCUAUAAAUCAGGGUACUCCAACUGUGGACGUAAGGAUCAACAAUGAUGACUUACAGGUUUUUGACAUCUUAUGGGAUAAAUGUGCCGAUCCUAACUUGAUAUCUAAAGGUUUUGAGCAAGAAAAAAUUAAUACAUCCCAUUUUUUCAGCCAUAAGUCCAUUAGAAGUUGGAUUGACAUAUAUAAAAGCAUCACGGAACAGCAUGGAGUGGAGAAAAUUUAUGAUCACCAACUUAAUCAUAGCAGCAGUCCUGCUAGCGGUGAAGUUGAAUCAUCUGUCAAGGGUCUAUUUCGAAAUGCCCUUAGUUUCCUAAAUUUCUGGCAGAAAGAUACAACCCCCUCCAAUGGUUUGUGUUAUUUCCAAAACCCAAAAGAAAUAUGCAAAAGAAAUGGGGAGCUUUUGGAGGCAAUAUGUGUCAAUUCUAUUGAUCAACGACAAGCUGCGGUUGCUAGCAACAGAAAGGGCAUAAUUUUUUUUAAUUGGGAUGAUGGGAUGCCUUUCAGAGAUCAAUCAGACUAUAUCUGGUCAGAUACUGAUUGGCCACUUAAUGGGUGGCCUGGUACUGAAUCAACCCCAGUUCCCACAUUCGCUUCUCCUGGUAUUGAUCUUGGCAACAAGAAAGGGGCACAUCUUGGUUUGGGAGGGGCAACAACUGGCGGGGGUACUUUAGCCAGUGUGGGAAGAAACUUGACCAGCAGUGGAGCAGUUGAAAUUCCAGGUUAUGUUGGUGUCUCUGCCUCUGGCUUAGGCUGGCAGAUUCAAGAAGAUUUCAAGGAGUUCCUUGAUCGUCCAGCGACUGUGGAAAACAUUAGUACAAGAGCUUUCUCCAGUCAUCCCUUAAGGCCUUUCUUCUUGGUUGGGUCUAUCAAUACACACGUUUAUUUAUGGGAGUUUGGUAAGGACAAAGCUACAGCAACUUAUGGUGUGCUGCCAGCUGCAAAUGUUCCUCCACCAUAUGCUCUAGCAUCAAUAUCAGCUUUGCAGUUUGAUCUCUGUGGACACAGAUUUGCUACUGCUGCGAUAGAUGGAACAGUAUCCACAUGGCAUCUGGAAGUGGGAGGAAGGAGCAACAUCCGCCCAACAGCGUCAUCUCUCUGCUUUAACAGCCAUGCAUUGGAUGUUACUCAUGUUACUUCCAGUGGAUCGGUUAUUGCUGCCACUGGAUAUAGCUCCACUGGUGCCAAUGUGGCUAUAUGGGAUACAUUGGCUCCACCUACGACCUCUUGUGCUUCAAUAAUUUGUCAUGAAGGUGGUGCCAGGUCCAUUUCUGCGUUUGAUAACGACAUAGGAAGUGGUUCUGUUUCUCAACUUAUUGUGACUGGUGGUAAAGGCGGCGAUGUUGGCCUUCACGACUUGCGAUACAUAGUAACUGGCAAGUCUAGGCAUUUUGAUAAUGGUGGACCAAGUCAAAAUGGGAUGCUUUGGUACAUACCAAAAGCUCACUUAGGGAGUGUCACCAAAGUAGCUACCAUCCCAAAUACCAGCUUGUUCUUGACGGGAAGCGAAGAUCGGGAUGUUAAACUCUGGGAUGCAAAAGCAGCAAGGUUAGUUUAUCAUUGGCCAAAGAUGCACGAAAGGCACACCUUCUUGAAACCAAGCUCUCAUGGCUUUGGUGGAGUUGUUCGUGCUGCUGUUACGGACAUACAAGUUGUUUCAAAUGGUUUUCUUACAUGCGGUGGAGAUGGUUCUGUAAGACUAGUUCAGCUCGAAAAUUUAAAUGGGACAUGAAGGAGUUUAAUGUGAGUUCCCGAAUCACAUUUGGAUCCCAUGGCUGGCUGCAUAGAAUUUUGACUUCCAUUGGUGCCAUUUCCUACAUUGUCCCUUCAUGAAGUUCUUCCGUGAUUCAAAGGUUUUGAAUAUUACAAACCUUUGAUUCUUUUUUUCCCCUAUACGUGCACACAAAGACACCAAACUUCCCCAUUUUUCCUUUGGCUCACUAGAAGAGGGAGGAGGGGCCAAAGUUGUGGUCCGCCGGUGAAGUUGAGUAAUCAGUGGUCGCAUGUUCAAAUAGAGAGGAAACAAAAAAAAAGUCUCUUUGCAAUACGGUUAAGAACUUGUAAGAUUGUAUCGAUCUUGCCCUUUUUUUUGGGUUUCCUCUUCAUUACGAGGGCCUUAUGCACGAGAGUCUUGGUUUUUUUUGUUUGAAAAGCCUUAGACGAGUAAGGAUAAUGUAUUCCCUUAAGUGGUUGUGUGGUCAGUUGGAUUCCAGUGUCAAAAGAGUAUAUACCAUUGUAGUAGAAUUACAAGAUGAGGUGAAUUGAUUCAAGUCUGUAUAUUAUCUAUAUAUUCAAAAUUGUAUUAAUAGAUAUUCCUGUUCAGUCCAUUAUUAUAUAUUUCGAAUUCUGGAUAUUGUAAUCUACUUGGAAGCUUGUAUUUCUGUUCAAAUAAGAAACUCAGUGGGGACUGAUGCAUGUAAGCA